GGCGGACCAUUUUGUGUUACGCCGUUUGUCCUCCGACAAGAAAAAGUAGUUGAUUAUCGACACACCGGCUUUUUCCACGCUGUUGCGAUAUUACUUUUAAUGGACGACGAGGGCCAGAAAGAUGCAGAAAGGACAGCACCGUCGGUGAUUGACCGUUACUACACACGAUGGUACAAAGCUGAUAUGAAGGGUAACCCGUGUGAGGACCACUGCAUCCUCCAGCAUUCAAACAGGAUAUGUGUUAUCACCUUAGCUGAGACUCACCCUCUCCUUCAGAAAGGGCGAACAAUCAAGAAGAUCAACUAUCAAAUCAGUAAUGGCUGCAGCCGCUUGAACAACAAAGUCUCGGGAAAGUCCAAGCGGGGAGGCCAGUUUCUUACCGAAUUUGCGCCUCUGUGUCGGAUCACGUGCACGGAUGAAACAGAGUUCACCAUCUACAGCUGCAUUCGGGGUCGUCUGCUGGAGGUCAACGAGAACAUUUUAGAAACACCUGCUCUCUUGCAAGAAAAGCCGUCCACCGAUGGCUACAUCGCUGUCAUUCUGCCCAAAUUUGAGGAGAGCAAGAGUAUCACAGAGAGCCUGUUGAGCAGAGACGACUUUGAAAAGCUCGUUGCCGGAAGAGACGCCGCGCAAGCGGAAGCCUCCUGACGAAGACUUUCUUCAAACUUGGGUUGCUUUUUGUGAAUGUGGCCCUCGGUGGAAAACGUUUGGACACCCCUGAUUCAAAGUCUUACAGGUAAGCCACGAGACAAUAAAAAAAACAAGCUGCGGCCGCACUUUGGACACCCCUCUCAUUUAAAAAGAAUAAAAGUCCCCCCACCUCGCUUGCCCUCGAAGACGUCGCUGAUCUCGCGGACGAGCAGCACCAUGUCGCUCAGCUGCGACUCCCACGCUUCGCAGAACACCUCCAGGUUCUCCUUGGCGAUCUUGCUGGACGGGUGCAGCGCCAGCGUUUGGGCCGCGGAAAUGAUCUGAAACGUGAAAUGAAGUUUGUUAUCUGACAAACAAACUAUAAACAAAGCCAUUUUAUUGACUUUAAAGUUAUUUUAUUUCAGUUUGUGUCCAACUAUUUACGAACUGGAGCAUAUAAGCUUUAUCCAUGUACUUUUUUAUUAUAUAUUUUUAAUAACGUGAUUGUGCAGCAACACAAAAAAGCAAAGGGAAUGUAUCACAACAGUUUUACACCCCAUGGAGCCGUUCAGCAAACAAUACAAAAAUAGUCAGUAUGAAGUUUUUGUUUUUUUUUGAAAACAAGUUUAGCACGUUAAAUGAAUGGGCUAUUUAAACAUUUGACUUUGUUGUGCAGCAUUGUCCUGUGACAAAACAACCCAUCAGGCUGAAGGAUGGCAACAAUGGUGCUAAUUUGUCCCACAGGAAAUGAGGACAUCCCCUGCCGUGUUGUACUUGAUAGCCAAUUAGCCCCCAAGGCUAACACUGCACCCCCUCCUCAGCCUCCUCAUGCCGCUACGUUAUUGAUUCCCUGAACCCUGACCUCACGAGCGGAGUCAUUACCACAGGGCCUGACAUGCACCCUGCAGGACAGGAACAUUCUGCGGUGCAGGAUAAUUGCUGGGCAUGGAGUAAACAUAAUGAGACGUGGUGGAAGAGGAGGUGAUGUAGGAGGACGCGGCAGACGCUGGGUGAUUAGUCUGCCUCGCCUCUGUGAUGCAGCCGAGCAGGAUCUUUGAUUCUUCCUGACCUCGUCUGAAACAAGACAGAGCCUCCUGUGAAGGGGAGGGUCUGUGCUUUCAUGUCAGACUCUCCAAAAGUCUCUUCUCUAGUUUGUCACAAGUCGCUUUUUCGAAAAGGAGAAACUAGAGGGGUCUGAUGGCUCACAGCCUUGCGCCAAAUGUAUUUGUGGCGGGCCGCUGAAUUACACCGAAUGGGCUUUACCUGCGGUCCAAUGACGUGGAAGGUCUCUUCUGCGUGCGUGCACGUUAUCUCAAGCGGUUCGGUCCCGGACACGUGACACAGCAGCCGACAGUUCUGCCAAGAAAGCAAAAUAGUAACAAACCUACCUGUUUAUUGUGCUAAAUGCAUGUAAACAACACCGCAUGAACCUGUUUAUUUGUUAGCAAACCCUGCAGUAACCAAGGUGUGAACAUAAAGUUGAGUGCCGCCUGCUGUUGUGCACGGUUAUUGCAGCCAUACGUGCAAAUUAUACACUCGCAGCAUGCACACCCACUAGACAGUGAAACUCAAGUCGUCGUUGAGCAACCGUGACUCAGUGAAACUCAAGUCUUCCUCACUUUGUGAUUCAGCAAAACUUUAUUCUUCGUCAACCCCUGAGUCAGUGAAACUUGAGUCUUCAUCGAGCAACCGUAAGUCAGUGAAACUUUGAAGUCGUCCUUUCCUUUGUGAGUCAGUGAAAGUCGAGUCUUCGUCGGGAAGCCGUGAGUGAAAUUGAGUCUUUGUCACUUCGUGAAUCAGUGAAAGUCGAGUCUUCGUCACUUGGUGAUUCAGCAAAACUUGAUUCUUCAUCAACACGUGAGUCAGCAAACUCGAGUCUUCGUCACUCUGUGAGUCAGUGAAAUUCAAGUCUUACUCAAACAGCCGUGAGUCAGAGAAAGUCGAGUCUUCAUCACUUUGUGAGUCAGUAAACUCGAGUCUUCGUUAAGCAGCUGUGAGUCAUUGAAACUCGAGUCUUCAUCACUUUGUGAGUCAGUGAGACUUGAGUCUUCGUCAAGCAGUUGAGUCAGUGACACUCAAGUCUUCCUCACUGUGAUUCAUCAAAACUUGAUUCUUCGUCAACCCGUGAGUCAUUCAAACUCAAGUCUUCGUCAUUUCGUGAGUCAGUGAAAGUCGAGUCUUCAUCACUUGGUGAUUCAGCAAACAUCUUUGUCACUUCGUGAAUAAGUGAAACUUGAGUCUUCGUUGAGCAGUCGUGAAUCAGUGAAACUCAAGUCUUCCUCACUGUGAUUCAGCAAAACUUGAUUCUUCCUCACCUGUGAGUCAGUGAAACUCGAGUCUUCUCCACUUCGUGAGUCAGCAAAACUUGAUUCUUCGUCAACCCAUGAGUCAGUCAAAUUCGAGUCUUCGUCACUCCGUGAGUCAGUGAAACUUGAGUCUUCAUCACUUUGUGAGUCAGUGAAAUUUGAGUCUUCCUCGAGCACCCGUUAGUCGGCACAACUCAAGUCUAUGUCAGCCUGUGAGUUAGAAAACUUGAUUCUUCAUUGACCCGUGAGUCAGUCAAUAUUGAGUCUUCGUCGGAUAUCAGCAAAAUUCAGUUUUAAAAAACCCAACAAAAAACAACUCAUUAAUGACUCCGCCAUCUCUAACCUCCACCAGUUGCUCCUUCUGCUCGGUUAGCGUUCGGGAGUACUGCGCCACUGCCUCCAGGUUUCCCUCGGCGCCGGCUGCCUUGAGCGCACGCAGCGGCGAAUGCUCCGCAUGGACCCUCAGCAUGUCCGAGGCGCGGCUGACCGCCACCUUGUGGAGCUGUGGGUCAAAGUCAGGGUGGUCAGUUCUAUACAAGUUCUUCACAAACGUGUGCCGUGGGGUUUCCGGGUCCGCUCACCUCGCGUCUGAGGUCGUUGACGCUCUGGCAUGACUUGGCGAUGGCCACCUCCAAGUCGUCGGUGGCUUCUUUGGCGUGGACCGACUGCUGUGGGGGCAACAUCACAGAUUUAAUUACUAAUCAAGUUGCCGUGGCAACUUCAAUCAAACCUUAGAAUUCAAAUUCAAAGGCGAGUUGAGCCUCUGUUGUCCUAUUAGCAUCUUUAGCAUUUUUGAGGACAAAAAUAAUGACUUGUGUGACAUGUUAGUGAGCGCAUGCGGCGGGCGGCCAACACGUACCGCUUUGGUCCAGGUGUGCAGCAGCUGCUGGGCGUCCUGGCGGGCCAGCUGGCACAGGCCCAGGAUGGCCUGGCGCUGCUCGUGGCCCGUGUAGGCAGAGUCGGUGAAGUCCUCCGUGCGCUCCACCAGCGCCUCCAGCUGGCGGCCCACGCUGUCAGGCGGCGAGGCGUACAGGUUGUCCCGCAGGCACUCCACGCUGGACUGACGGGGGAAUCAAUCAAUUGUUAAAUCAUAUUUUAUAAGUAGAGUAACAAAGGCUUUCGAAAAAAAAUGUCAUGAAAGCUAAUAAAUUAAAAUCAAAUGCGCCGAAAUUGAAAAACAACCUUUUUCUCAGAAGGACAUUGAGGGUAUUUCUUAUU
Messenger RNA from Dunckerocampus dactyliophorus (ringed pipefish), 4154 nucleotides. RefSeq names its product actin binding transcription modulator (gene abitram). Gene Ontology annotation, molecular function: actin filament binding; actin monomer binding. Bases 100 to 648 code for a protein of 182 amino acids. Gene Ontology annotation, cellular component: lamellipodium; filopodium tip; dendrite. Gene Ontology annotation, biological process: regulation of filopodium assembly; dendrite morphogenesis; regulation of actin filament polymerization. The transcript has 7 exons. NCBI's taxonomy places the organism in Eukaryota, Metazoa, Chordata, Actinopteri, Syngnathiformes, Syngnathidae. The record is from RefSeq and is a predicted model, not a curated record.